AGACAACACAAUUAAAAGAUUAAACGACGGCAAGGGAGAUACACAACUCAAACAAACGACCGAGGGAGACACAUUACGCUGUCCAAACUAGUGUCGUACAGCCAAUAACCAAGUUGUGGAGUUUGGUAUAGCAAACAGACAGCAGAGAUAGGAAUCCUUUUGGCUGUCAGAUUACUUCCUUUUGAGUUUUAUGACCGUGUUGGGUUUUCACUAUGAGUGGAACACCUAAGAGAUCUCGUGAAGAGUCUGUUCAUCCAUCUUCAAAGCAGCAGCAUGAAGAUUCUGGUACAUAUUCCAAGUUGGUUUCAUCGACAGUUUCAAAUGAGAACCAUAUGUCUUAUGAUAUAAGUCAGGAUUCCCGGGCGGCAAAAGCACCCCGAAUUGAAUUUCGUGAUGUAGAUAGAAGAUCUCCUCUUCAUUCAGUGUAUGGGAUGCCAUCAUCUGCAAAUGAUUCUCAUGCAGAUCAUCCUGUUGCUACUGAGAGCAGGAUAGAAUCAAGGGAUUCCAAGGAUGGUAGAGACCUCCAGUUUGAGGGUCGCGAUACAAAGAGAGAGAAGGAAUUGUUGGGUGAAAGAAGGGAUCCUCAGAGUGCUAAGAGUGAAAAGGAUGUCCCUGUUGAAGGUGGAGGAGAUGACAAUAAGGAUUUGAGACAUGAUCGGGAUAGUCAUAAUGAUUCGAAAGGUGACAGUAAGACAGAAAAGGACAGCUGUAGCGUGGUUAGCAGCCACUUGAAUCGGAAAGAUUCUAAAGAGCACCAUAGGGGAAAAAGAUAUUCUGAUGCCCCUAGUGGGAGUUUGGACACCUUGCAUAUGUUACACGGCAAUAUGCAAGGUUCACUUGAGGUUGGAAAGGAGAGUUCAACAGCAGAAGAAAGGGAUUAUGUGGAAGCUCAUGCAGCUGUUGGGGAGAACAAAUUUGUUUCUAGAGUUGAUGAUAGAUCUAAAGAGAAAGAUAGAAAAAGAAAGGAUGUAAAGCAUCGGGACUGGGGGGAGAGAGAAAAGGAAAAAAGUGAUCGUAGGAACAGUACACAAGUUAUCAAUUCUAGUGUUGAUUGUAAAGAAUCUGCCAAGGAAGAUAGAGAUGUAGAAAGGUCGGAGAGGGAGGAAAAAGAUCUUCCAAAAGAGAAAGAAAUUUUAAAUGAGAGGGAAAAGGAUCAGAUGAAGAGGGAAUCUUGGAAUGGAAUGGAGAAAGAGGUUCCAAAUAACAUGAAGGAACCUGUUGAUGGAUCAGUUAAACUGCCUGAACAAGAAAUUGUGUUACCGGAACAGAAGAGACAAAAAGAUGUUGAUAGCUGGAAAAAUGUUGAUAAAAACGCUAGAGAGAAGAGAAAAGAAAGGGAUGCUGAUUUAGAAGGAGACAAGUCUAACAAGCGUAAUAGGUGCUUUGAUAAGGAAUCAGAUGAUGGAUGUGCUGAAGGGGAACGACCGAUAGAGAAGGAGAAGGAAAUCUAUAAUUAUAGUGGUCAGCACCGGAAGAGGAUACAACGAUCAAGGGGAAUCCCUCAGGUACCUAAUCAGGAGCCUCGUUUCAGAUCCCUUACCCAAGAAAAUGAAGGGUCUCAAGGUAAAUCAGAGGUUUCUUCUGUUGUUUAUAAAGUUGGUGAAAGCAUGCAAGAACUGAUAAAGUUGUGGAAGGAAUAUGAAUCAUCUCAAUCUCAAAUGGAAAAAAAUGGUGAAAGCUCUAAUAAUGGCGGCCCCACUCUGGAAAUUUGUAUACCGUCUGAGUAUGUCACUGCCACAAACCGCAAAGUCAGAGGUGGCCAGCUUUGGGGGACUGAUGUGUAUACAUAUGACUCAGAUCUUGUUGCUGUGCUCAUGCAUACAGGUUACAGUAGCCCAACAGCAUCUCCUCCUCCUGCAGCCAUACAUGAAUUGCGCGCAACCAUUCGGGUGCUACCUCCUCAAGAUUGCUAUAUUUCUACACUGAGAAACAAUGUACGUUCCCGUGCUUGGGGUGCAGCAAUUGGCUGUAGUUAUCGAGUUGAGCGGUGUUGCAUUGUGAAGAAAGGAGGUGGAACUAUUGAUCUUGAACCAUGCCUUACACAUGCAUCAACUGUUGAGCCCACCCUUGCUCCAGUGGCUGUUGAGCGGACAAUAACUACCAGAGCUGCAGCUUCGAAUGCAUUGCGUCAGCAAAGAUAUGUUCGAGAAGUCACAAUACAGUACAAUCUCUGCAACGAGCCUUGGAUCAAAUAUGGUAUAAACAUUGUUGCUGAUAAGGGUCUAAAAAAGCCACUGUACACAUCUGCUCGUUUGAAGAAGGGAGAAGUUUUGUAUUUGGAGACACAUUUGUCCAGAUAUGAGCUUUGUUUUAUUGGAGACAAAAUGGUCAAGGCUACGCCAGCAACUCAGUUGCAUGACCCAGGCGCAGAAAAGUCUAACCACCCCCAUUCCGCAAAUGGUGAAAAGAAUGAUUGUUAUAAUGUUAUGAUUGAUGCAUUCCGGUGGUCUCGUUGUAAGAAGCCUCUGCCACAGAACGUGAUGCGUACCAUUGGCAUUCCUCUGCCUCCUGAACAUGUUGAGGUAUUGGAGGAAAAUUUGGACUGGGAAGAUGUACAAUGGUCUCAAACUGGUGUUUGGAUUGCAGGAAAGGAAUAUACCCUUGCACGGGUGCAUUUCUUGUCAAUGAAAUAAUUUUAUUUUUUUAGUGCCUUGACUGAAUUAGUUUAUAACCCCUUUUUAUGUUUUUUCUUUUUUAAGAAGAGUGAUGGUGGGAUGAUAUAAUGUGUUUAUUCAUGUACUUAAUUGGAAAGAGAUUGUCCUUUUAUGUAACUAAAACCCAAGCUUUGUAGUUUACGGGGCUUGGCUAUUGGUCUAAAGU
This is a messenger RNA of Gastrolobium bilobum, 2820 nucleotides long. RefSeq lists its product as uncharacterized. The transcript has 12 exons. The record is from RefSeq and is a predicted model, not a curated record. Bases 213 to 2633 code for a protein of 806 amino acids. NCBI's taxonomy places the organism in Eukaryota, Viridiplantae, Streptophyta, Magnoliopsida, Fabales, Fabaceae.